Messenger RNA from Batrachochytrium dendrobatidis JAM81, 906 nucleotides. RefSeq lists its product as uncharacterized. The transcript has a single exon. Gene Ontology annotation, molecular function: oxidoreductase activity; demethylase activity. NCBI's taxonomy places the organism in Eukaryota, Fungi, Chytridiomycota, Chytridiomycetes, Rhizophydiales. Gene Ontology annotation, biological process: demethylation. The record is from RefSeq and is a predicted model, not a curated record. The coding region runs from base 1 to 906 and encodes 301 amino acids.
AUGCUUGCUGAUCUCUUUGGUCGCUGUUCUGGAUUCAUUCGUUCUGAAAUGUUCUUGGGUGCAAUGCCACAUUCAUUCAUAUUAUUCAACUCUCCCCAAUCAGCUUAUAACUGCUAUAAACUGCUAGACAACACUUUAAUUUCUCAAUGGAACAACAAACUCUUGCUCUUGGCUCAGCUGGACAAGUGUUGUGAUCCUUUACCUUUAUUCCCUCAACGACCCAUCACUACUGCUUCGGAUGCUGCACUCGCUAUUCCUGGUCUAUAUCUUGUUCCUGAUUUUAUAUCCGUCUGUAACAGUCUAGAUUUGGUUUGCCAUUUGAAAUCUCAUUGGACAUCUUGUCCUAUAUCGACUGAUCCUGCAUGGAAAUCUUUACAGCGACGACGUGUUCUUCAUUUUGGUUACAGUUUCGAUUACUCUCGAAACGAGAUUGACAGAACUGUCGUUGGAUCGGAUCAUGCUCAGUUACCCCAUAUGCCUGAAUGGUCUGUUUCUAUUCUUGAUCAGUACACAAAACUGUUUCCUCAAUAUCCAUUUCCAAAUCAACUCACCAUCAACCACUACUUUCCUGGAGGUGGUAUUGCUCCUCAUUCAGAUAGACAUUCGUCAUUCAUAAGCCCUAUUGUGAUCAUCUCUCUAGGCUCUGGUUUAGUCAUGGAAUUUCGUAGAAAAUCUUCUCUUUCUGAUCCUACAUAUACCACUGUACAUGUUUACUUGCCCCCAUGUUCGUUGAUGGUGUUGGAUGGUGACGCUAGAUUUGCCUGGGAACACGCUAUUCGACCUCGCACCAUGGAUCUGAUUGAUGGCAAUGUGGUUGAACGCAGUGAACGGUGGAGUCUUACUUUUCGAAAUCUGAGAGAGUUGCAUGAUGUGUGUCAAUGUGGAUACACUCAUUUGUGCAAUUGA